AUGCGCAAGCAAAAACAAAAUCUUAAUCCGAUACCACCCUGCAUCAAAAGCAAAUUUGCACUAAUUGCUCGACAUAAGGGGAAGGCAGGUGGUGCCGUCGAGGAUUUAGGCGUGGAUGGUGAUUCAGUUGAGGAUCCAAUUCGCGAAGAUCUGCUACGACGCCGUCGACUGACCCUGGCGCCUCGGCCUAUCUCCGUUCUGGCAAGAUCGAGACUGGUGGGUUCCGCUGAUGAAGCUUCUGUACAUCCAUCGGACAACCAGCUAGAGGAUGAAGAGGCGCCUGCGACGUCGGCGGAGUACGGUGAGUUUUUCCAUUCAGCUAUUUUGGCAGGUUUUAACCCCGACGAGGCAACUGGUUAUGCUCUCGAAAAAUGUUCCGGCGAAUUCAAUGUCAACAAGAACAAGUUCUCUGCACAACCAGAGGAAACUUUGUGUGAAGAUUUUUGGAAUCAAAUCGGCUUCCCAAAGGGAUCUCGAUGGCUGAUACUGUGGAUCGGGAAAAUACUCGAUCAUUCGCAAAUCACCCUGCUCGUACAAAAAUUUCCUCUCCGGCGACCUAGGAUGGUUCGUCCAUGGAGGGGACCCUUGCCCAAACCUCGUUCGUCAGCUCCAGUGACGCUGGCCACAUUCAUGCCGCCUGAAUUGGUAACUAAUCCCGAUCGGGUUGCCGUGGAUACCGCGUCUUGCAUGGCAGUAAAUUCAAUUGCAAAACAGAGUCAAGAUCUACGAGUCCUAGUUGAGCGGGAAAAAUCCUUUGGUCGGUCCAGAGGUGAUCUGACCCCCACGCCGGUUCGAUUGGCCUCAGAGAGGUCGUGGGCUCGUGGCACUGGACUGGGCGUUGGUCAUGGAUAUGUUAGCCGUCAUCUAGGAAGACAUAAUGCAGCAGGGAGUGGAGAUGGUCGUGGAGCCCAAUCGGACCAUGACUGGAAUCAACGUGGCCACCAGCAACACUUUCAGCAAGCAGAAUACCGGCCUCGUGGGCGAACUGAAGCGUCUUCUGCUACUGUGGAGGCAAUAAAGCAGCAAGACAAGCCGGAGGCAUCAGGUUCGCAUCCACAGCCUUUGGCCUCCACUGAUCUUGCAAAGCCGAAAAAGGUCAAACCACCUCGUUGUUUUAGGUGUAAGUGUAAUGGGCAUUUAGCAGAUUGUUGCAAGGCGGAUCUAGAUUGUUUUAUUUGUAAUAAGAAGAAUGCCCACAUUUCAGCAAAGUGCCCUCUGGUUGAGCUUCCAAAACCAACAGCGUCCAUGCUAGGUUUUGCUAAGAAUGAGCUGGGUUUUUUCCACAUACCAGAUUUUGAGUACAAAUUGGAUACCCCGAAACCUUCUCCUACUGCUUUGAUAAAGGUUACCGGGGGGAAAAUUGAUGCAGCCACGGUUCAGACAGAGCUUGCAAAAUUCAUCACAGCAGACUGGAACUGGGAAGCGCUUCCUCAUGGGGAUGACUCUUUCCUGGUGGAAUUCCCAUCUGAGGAUGAACUCAAACGAAGAGUCGAUAUUGAUUUUUGUUUGAAGAAUCAUGGGGUCACAUUGACAAUCUCAGAGUGGCAGGAUGCUAGUGACUCUAUUCCGGCUUAUCAUCUUGAUGAAGUUUGGGUUCAUGUCAGUAAAGUCCCUCAUCCUUGGCGCCAUUACCCUGGCUUUUGGGCACUCGGUACAGUCAUUGGUGCUACUCUAGAGGUUGAUAUGCUCACUCAUAGGAAAAAAGGUGUGAUCUGGAUUCGGGUGGGGACGAUGAGCAGAGAGUAUUUACCCUUUACCACCGAUGUGGUUUUUGGAAAAGUAGGACAUGAAGUAACUUUCAGUUUGGAGGAGGCAAAUUUUGAGCCAGCAAUUCCUCCACCGAAUCCAGAUUACUCUGAUCGGGAUGAGGAUGCGGCUGGAAAAGAUGAUGCAAAUCAUGGGCGUGAUGGUGGACAGGCCCAGAAAAAGCAGAAAACUAUAGAGAACAUGUCAUCUUCAUCUAAUGCCCCUACUGGAGGUGGACCUGUGCCAAUGCAAUUGGCAACUGCGAUGUCACUGCUUGAGAAAAAAGGACUAGGGAAACUGAGCCAGUUACUAAGCCUAGAUGACAUAGCUAAGCUACCGACUGUGUAUGUUACCUCUUCGGCCAAGAAUGUCAAAGGCAAUGCAUGUUCAGGAAAGAGUCUUCAUCCACCAGAGAAAGCUACUAGUGGUGAACGUACUAGUACUGAACCCAGUUUGGAAGCUACAAAACGAUCAUUAUUGGCUGGGACACAUACUUUGCCUUCUGAUCAGUCACGCUCGCCCAGGCUCAGCAAAAAGGUGACACCUACUCAGCCCAUGCCAACCUCGCCUAGGCCAAAGGUUGGGACAAACAGCAGGUCGACAUCACCUAUUCCCAUGCUGUGUGAAAUUGAUAGCAGUGUUAGACCGGAGAUACCUCAUAGUAGCAGUUCUGCUCCGACCAUCAGGCAGACAGUUAAGCCUGCAGAAUCAGGCGAUCUGUUGAUGUCAAGUGACGACGAGGCCGUCGUAGAUGACGACCUGGUCGCUCAUUUGAUCAAGGAUGUGUCGGAGGUGGAUUUUGAGGUCAUGGACCUGGACAUAAAAUUAUGUGAUCUGAAGGCCACUGUUCGAAAAUCAAAAUCUACCUCGAGAAAAUGGAAACAAGACAUGUCAAAGACGAAUUUGGCACGACUCUCGGGAGGUGCGGAUUUCGUUUGGCAUUGUCUUCCACCUCGUGGUAGAUCUGGUGGAAUCCUUCUUGGAGUCAACACAGAAAUGCUACACCUUUCCUUGAUUGUAGAAGGGGAAUUCUAUAUUAAAUUCCAUUUAUGCAACAAGGCAAAUAAUUUCAAAUGGAUCCUUAUGACGGUCUAUGGUCCAGCCCAGGACGAUUUUAAAUCGGCCUUUUUAGCUGAACUAGUUAGAGCAUGCCAACAAAAUCCUUUACCCACAUUAAUUGGUGGAGAUUUUAAUAUUUUGAGAUCUAGCAAAGAUAAAAAUUAUGACAGAUACGUUGACCGUUGGCCUUUCCUGUUCAAUGCUGUUAUUGAUAGUUUUAAUCUUCGGGAAAUUGAUUUAACGGGACGGCAAUUUACUUGGGCCAAUUCACUACCUAAACCCACAUACGAGAGAUUGGAUAGGGCUCUUAUGUCGACUGAAUGGGAUUUUAAGUAUCAUUUAGUCUCGCUACAGGCCUUGGAUAAGGGGGGUGUUGGACCACACACCCCUACUAUUAGAUACGGGGACACCGGCCUUUAA
Messenger RNA from Miscanthus lutarioriparius, 3225 nucleotides. Lineage: Eukaryota; Viridiplantae; Streptophyta; Magnoliopsida; Poales; Poaceae. The record is from the annotation of a GenBank genome assembly.